CAAAUUGGACGAACGGCGGGCGACGGACGAUAACAUUUUAUUACGAAUUAAGUUAUUUCAUAUGUUAUUGAUUGAGUUAUUAGAAGAGAAAAUAAUUGAGAGAAGAUCAACACGCGUUACAAACCACAUAAAUGGAAUCAACUCGGAGAAACAAGUCCCACUUGAGAGACCUACUAAUGUUAAUCAGUAAAAUGUCGCUGCAAGACUGUUGUGUGCACGUGCCAUCAGAGUUUGGUCUUCAUUGGAACGAGGUAUCUCGUGCAGUACGGAAUUCCAGACUGCCCAUGACUCCAACCAGUGUUGCCAGUGUGCUGUACAAAUAUGCUGCGAAGACAUUCAGUGAAGACGAGAUUGCACACAUUGCAUCAAGGUUGAGACUCAAAUCAAUAGCAAUCAGACCCAGAACAUGGCAUGUGAUCAACUUAACGGACCAGAUAACGGAUGAACCUGUCAACAUGCUGAUGCAAUCUCUUCCCUCAAGAGUUAAGCAGGCCUUGAAGAGCAGUGCCAAUGGAAAUAAGAAGCCUCAGGUGCAAACUAUGAAACUAGGCGAUUUCAUCUUCAUAAGUGUUCAAAUGGUAACCGAGUUGAAAGAGGGGAGUGUGGUAUAUGUUGUGAGUGCGCCCGGCAUGCCGGUGGCACUGGUCAGCACGCUGCAUUCCAACUUGUUGACAGCUUGUGUACAAGGUCUAUGCUAUAGAAACUACACAGACGCCUGCCUUAGCGGCAAAGACAUAAGAUCUUUGCUGCACAUCGCCUGUAGUGACACCAACGCUGCCGGCGUCACUGAAAUGCCGGAGUACAGCGGGACCCCUUGCCUGAUCCGUGGCGGCAUCGACUUCACCAACGCGGCGCCGCUCAAGCAAUACGUCUCCCAGAAAAUUGGCCCCGACCCACCAAUUUUGGAAUUUUUGAAAGUCACCGCCGAAAUGGACUUUUAUGACCGCGAGAUAUUGGAUAAAAAAAUAAAAGUGACAUUGCAGAUUAAGGGUGCCAACUCACUAGACACCCUAGCCAGAUGGGGCGCGAUUGGGGCCAUCUCACCAGCAUCGCAGCUCUUCGACGUGUAUUCCAAUAAAUCUAACCAAAUAAAAUUCACCAGUGAGGACGUUGAUGAAUAGUGGAAUUUGAUUAUUCUCGUGAGUUUGAGAUGGGCCGAUUUGUUCGAACAAUCGAUUGAAUUAUUCGAACAAUCGAUUAAAUUAUUCGAUUGUUUUAUGCAUGUUUUACUUAUGCAAUAAGACCUACCUACCUCACAAAUUUCAUGAUUCUAGGUCAACGGGAAGUACCCUAUAGGUUUUCUUGACAGACACGACAGACAAACAGACAACAAAGUGCGAUCCCAUAAGGGUUCCGUUUCUCCUUUUGAGAUAAGGAACCCUAAAAAUUAGCACUUAUUUUUCAUUAAAACUUUUUGACGAUCGACAGAAUGUCCUGUACUUUAAUGAUCGAUGAUUUUAAGAUGUUUUUAAGUUAAUUAAAUUAAGAGGGCUCUCUCCGUCACUCGUUUCAUAUAAACGUAGUUCGUCUCUCAUUGGAAUACUCAAUGGUAUUUUAUAGAAACAUUCCGGGAACUAAUAUCUAAGCCUGUGGUUUUCAACAUUUCCGGUAAAAUAUUCGGUUUCAAAGUUACGCGGUCUUAAAAAUUCACAUACAAAUCUUUGAGCCCCUGUAAUUUUAAGACAACAUAUUUUUAGAAAAAUCUUAAACACCACAGGCACAGAUAUUAGUUCCUAGAAUAUGUCUGCGAAAUUUCAUGGACUUUGGUUGCUUAAUAUUCAAAUGAAAUUGGAACUACGAUUGUAUGAAGUAAGUGUCGGAGAGAGCCAUGGAUAAAAUAAGUUUGUAAAAUAAAUUAAUAUUAAUUAUUAUGAUGAUU
Molecule: messenger RNA, 1879 nt
Organism: Maniola jurtina (meadow brown)
Lineage: Eukaryota; Metazoa; Arthropoda; Insecta; Lepidoptera; Nymphalidae
Exons: 7
Coding region: 132-1121 (329 amino acids)
Source: RefSeq, a predicted model, not a curated record